GAACAAGUUACUGAAGAGGCUUCAAGUUUGCUGAUUUCUUGUCUAUCAUAAGAAGUUUAUAGUGACGCCAUAGCGUUAGAUAGCAAAUGCAAAAAUAGUGUGGGGGAAACCAAUGACUUGGUUGAGGCAGCUAUGAUUUUCGAUAAGAAAUGCAUAGUUACAAUGAUCACCGUCGGGAGUGUACUGGUCCUAGCCGCCUCCGUGGCUCUUGUGUUCGGUUUGAAUAUAACAUCGAGGGCGCCCCGUCAAUUCACCAUUGACUACAAUGCGAACACUUUCCUCAUGGAUGGCGUCCCAUUUCGCUACGUAUCAGGAUCAUUCCAUUAUUUCCGGGCCCUCCCUGAAACUUGGCGUACAAAGCUGCGAACAAUGCGGGCAGCUGGAUUGAAUGCGGUUGAUACAUAUGUCGAAUGGUCACUCCAUAAUCCUAAGGACGGCGAAUACACUUUCGAAGGCAUCGCUGAUGUUGAAAACUUUAUCAAAAUAGCGCAGGAGGAAGACUUGUAUGUUAUAUUAAGGCCUGGACCAUAUAUUUGUGCUGAACGGGACAAUGGUGGUCUCCCAUAUUGGCUCUUCAAGAAGUACCCUAACAUAAAAGUGAGAACUAACGAUGAAGACUACAAGAAAGAGGUUUCCAUUUGGUUCUCCAAAUUAAUGCCGAAACUUCAAAAAUAUUUCUACGGAAACGGAGGACCUAUAAUAAUGGUCCAAGUGGAAAAUGAGUAUGGCAUCUUCCAUUCAUGUGAUAAGAACUACUUAAACUGGCUCCGGGAUGAGUUUCAAAUUUAUGUCCAGGAGAAAGCUCUUCUAUUUACCACUGACAUACCAGACGAGAGAAUAUCCUGCGGAAAAAUUGAAGGAGUUUUUGCCACCACGGAUUUCGGGAUUGAUAGAGCGCAUGAAAUGGAUAAAAUUUGGGAAACUCUCCGGACGGUCCAACCAAAUGGUCCACUGGUAAAUUCGGAAUUCUAUCCAGGUUGGCUAACCCAUUGGCAAGAAGAAAACCAGAGGAGGAAUGCAGAUGAAGUGGCGGACACGUUGAAAUCCAUGCUUGAAAUCGGAGCCAGCGUUAAUUUUUAUAUGUUCUUCGGAGGAACUAACUUCGGUUUCACUGCAGGAGCCAACGACUGGGGAUACGGGAAGUACAUGGCCGACAUAACAUCCUACGACUACGACGCACCUAUGGAUGAGGCUGGCGAUCCAACCCUAAAAUUUGUGAAAAUUCGCAACGUAAUCGAUCAAUUUUUCAGUUUACCAGCAGUAUCUGUGCCCGAUCCUGCUCCAAAAAUGUCCUUAACUGCAGUCGAUUUGAAACCUAUCGAUCUCCUUCUUUCCGAAUCUGGAAGACGAAAUUUAGUCACUAAGUCCCAAAAAGCAAGACAACCCGCUAGUUUCGAAGAGCUUGAUCAAUUUUCAGGACUAGUUAUCUACGAGGCUCAACUUCCUUCACUUGAAAUAGAUCCUUCUCUCCUCACAGUAAACGAACUCGCUGAUCGCGCUGUUGUACUGAUUGAUCAAAUUUUCAUCGGUGUCCUAUCUCGCGAAAAUGGUAUCACAGCUUUGCCUAUAAGUGCUGGAUUCGGAAAGAUACUUCAAAUUAUCGUUGAAAAUCAAGGCAGGAUCAACUUCAAUAAGGCCAAUGAUACCAAAGGAAUUCUCGGUAAAGUGGAGGUGCAAAAGUUCGAUGGGACCAAAUUGGAAAUUGUAAACUGGACUUCAUCAUCAGUCCCACUUGAGGCUCAACAAAUUUCAAAAUUAGUUGAUGAACGCAAACAGGAGAAAGUCAAAAUUGAUUCUACAGGAUUAUUGUUGCAAGGACCUGCCAUAUUUUAUGCUGAAUUUACUAUUAUCCGUGAUGAUAUUCAAGAUACCUAUUUGGAUCCGAGUGGUUGGGGGAAAGGAGUCGUUUUCAUUAAUGGAUUUAAUCUAGGUCGGUAUUGGCCUCUUGUUGGACCACAGAUUACAGUUUAUGUACCGAAGGACCUGCUAAAGAAAGGCGUAAAUCGAAUAGUUAUUGUGGAAUAUCAGAAAGCUCCAACUGAUGGAAGAGUCAGUUUUACUUCCACGGCGAGAUUGGAUGGUAUCUCCACUAGAGACAAAACUGAGUUGUAGGAAAUUCAUGUUCACUGUUUUAGCUUUAUAGCCUACAAAGUAUUUUGAAGUAAAAUGUUGGUUUAUUAUUAAAGUUACAUA
This is a messenger RNA of Hermetia illucens (black soldier fly), 2193 nucleotides long. RefSeq names its product beta-galactosidase-like. Gene Ontology annotation, biological process: carbohydrate metabolic process. Gene Ontology annotation, molecular function: beta-galactosidase activity. Bases 133 to 2112 code for a protein of 659 amino acids. Gene Ontology annotation, cellular component: vacuole. The record is from RefSeq and is a predicted model, not a curated record. The transcript has 6 exons. NCBI's taxonomy places the organism in Eukaryota, Metazoa, Arthropoda, Insecta, Diptera, Stratiomyidae.